This is a messenger RNA of Gopherus evgoodei (Goodes thornscrub tortoise), 1136 nucleotides long. Its product is annotated as zinc finger protein 251-like. The record is from RefSeq and is a predicted model, not a curated record. The transcript is spliced from 5 exons. Lineage: Eukaryota; Metazoa; Chordata; Testudines; Testudinidae. Gene Ontology annotation, biological process: regulation of DNA-templated transcription. The coding region runs from base 204 to 809 and encodes 201 amino acids.
CCUGUGGGGUCUCGGCUCCCAGGUGGAUUCCUGCUCCUAGUGAGAGGGGAGGGAGCUGGGCCCGGCGCUGUGGAUCCGGGGGACCCUGGCCUGGCACGGACCAGACGCUGCUGCCGCCUCCGCUGUGAGCCGAGAUCCGGCCGGGAAGCUGCUCCUGGGCUGCAGAAAACUCCACAUUUCACUCCAGCUCAUCCCGUCCUCCCAUGGCACAGGGGCAGAGAAUGGCUGCAGCGGAGCCAGUUCAGGGGCUGGUGAGCUUCGAGGAGGUGGCCGUGUAUUUCACUGCAGGGCAGGGGGCUCUGCUGGAUCCUGCUCAGAGAGCCCUCUACAGAGACGUCAUGCAGGAGAACUAUGAAAACGUGAGCUCACUGGGGUGUCCAGUUUCCAAACCUGAUGUGAUCUCCCAGCUGGAACGAGGGGAGGAGCCGUGGAUCCCGGAUCUCCAGGGCUGUGAGGAAGGAGAGAUCCCGAGAGGUGCCUGUGUAGCAGGUGCUGGGAUGGUGAGUGAGGAGAAGAAGCAGAAUACUCAGCAGGAAGAUUCUGAGCAAGUGGCAUCACAGGGGGAUUAUCGCAUGGCUCCCAGAGGGAAUGUGUCCAGGCAUCGUGUGCAGGGGAAAGUCUGUGAGAAUCAGCACAGGCCAGAGAGAGCGGAGAGAAACCAGCCAGCGGAGAAAGUGGGUAACUCCAUUAAUUGUCAGGGAACUCACCCGGACCGCCUGGAAACCACAGCUCAGCAGAAUACCUACAGGAGAGAGAAAAAACAAUGCGCUGAGUGUGGAAAACAUUCACUAGCCACUCAGGCCUUUUAAAAAAUAAGAGAAUCCACACUGGAGAGAGGCCCUAUGGAUGCAGUGUGUGUGGGAAAAACCUUCAGUCAGGCAUCACCUUAUUCGACAUCACAGGAUCCACACAGGAGAGAAACCCCAUGAAGGCAGUGAGUGCGGGGAAAACCUUCACUCUGAGCUCCACCCUUAUUAACCAUCAGAGGAAUCCACACAGGAGAACGACCGUAUACAUGUAGUGAGUGUGGGAAAAAGUUCACUCAGAGCUCAGGUCUUGUAAACAUCAGAGGAUCCACACAGGAGAGAAACCUUAUGAAUGCUGUGAGUGUGGGAAAGCUUACCGACAGGUCAGCA